Lactuca sativa (garden lettuce) is the source of this 1920-nucleotide messenger RNA. RefSeq lists its product as uncharacterized. NCBI's taxonomy places the organism in Eukaryota, Viridiplantae, Streptophyta, Magnoliopsida, Asterales, Asteraceae. The record is from RefSeq and is a predicted model, not a curated record.
AUGAGGACCGUAGAUAAGGGAAACGAAAACUGUGAUGAUUCCCAAAACCCGAUAGAUAUAGAAAAAGAAAAUCGAAAAAGAUACAAUAGAAACUAUUAUGCACGUAUUCUAGCUUCGAAUCCGUACGUUAUAACAUUUAAACGGCUUUCUGAUCUAGGACCGCUUGAUAAUUAUAGAGUGACUUUGAAUGCAUCGGUGGAACUUGACCGAAGGGUGUACAAUAAGUCGACCACAUCUGAGGUUGCUGGUAUUUGGGUUGAAGGAAAUGACAACAUCAUUGCAUAUAAAAGAAGUAUUAUUGUCUAUGGGAGGUCUAACUAUAGUACCGAAAUUCAACCUCACUUUGGUUGUUAUGAUCCUUUGUCGUAUCCUUUAUUCUUUCCCAAUGGUGAGUCUCGAUGGCAUCCUAAAAUACCAAGAUAUGGGGUUGCCAUGGAUGAGAUUCAUAGUGACAAUGAAGACAAUGAUGAAGGUUCAGAAGGAUCUACUUCAAAAAAAGACAGAAAUACUAUAAGUAUGCGGGAGUACUAUUAUUACAAGUUCCAUAUAUGGUCGAAUGAUAAUGUGAUUUUGAUGGGAGGGAGAUUGUUCCAGCAGUUUGCAGGCGUUGUUGAUUGCUUCAAUGCUGGUGAGGUUCAACCAAGUAGGGUUGGACAGAGAGUUGUGUUACCUGCAAGUUUCAUUGGAGGUCCAUGUGACAUGCGUCGAAGAUUUCUGGAUGCCAUGACUUUAGUUCAAGAUGAUGGGAGGCCUGAUAUAUUUCUUACCAUGACGUACAACCCAAAAUGGAAAGAAAUCGAUGAUGAGUUAUUGCCUGGACAGUCAGCUCAAGAUCGACCGGACCUUGUUGCAAGAGUUUUUCAUGCUAAGUUAGAGGAUCUCAAGGUACAGUUAUUCCAGAGACAUAUAAUUGGUGUGGUGGGGUCAUAUGUGUAUGUGAUAGAGUUUCAAAAGUGUGGAUUGCCACAUGCACAUUUCCUCUUAAUAAUGACACAUGGAUAUAAGAUGAAUAAUCCAGGCGAUUAUGACAAACUUGUGUGUGCGGAAAUUCCCGACCCAAUAAGAUAUUCUAGGCAAUUCAAUGAAAAGACAUCACAAGGAGAGGACUCAUAUCCAUUAUAUAGAAGGAGAAAUAAUGGAAUUGAGGUGACUAUAAGAAAUACAACAUUGGAUAACAAAUGGGUGGCUCCAUACAACCCAAAGUUGUUAAUGAUGUUUAAUUGUCAUAUCAACGUUGAGGUUUGUUCGAGUAUAAAGUCUGUGAAGUACCUCUUCAAAUAUGUUUAUAAGGGCCAUGACAAACAAGUUAUCCAUAUUGAUAAAGACCAAGAAAAUGUUGUUAUUAAUGAGAUACGAAAGUUUCAAGACGCACAUUAUGUGUCCCCUCCUGAGUUGGUUAGGUUCAAAGACGGUGACAGAAUGGAAGACAUUGUUGAUAGGGAGAAAGAAAAAAAUUCAAUGUUGACGGCAUUUUUCAAGAAGAAUAAAGAAGAUUCCAAUGCGAGAAAAUAUUUGUAUAAGGAUUUUCCCAAACAUUUUACAUGGAAUCGGAGCAACCAUUGUUGGAGGACCAGGGAACAUAAAUCAAUGAUUGGUCGACUUGUUUAUGCUAAUCUAGCUGAAGGAGAGAGAUACUACCUACGCUUGCUUUUAUGUCAUAUUACUGGGCCUACCCGCUUUGAAGAUUUGUAUACAGCCAAUGGUGUAUUACAUCCUACAUUUCGAAAAGCAGCUCUUGAAAGAGGUUUAAUAGAGACCGAUGAUAAUUUAUCACAGUGUCUUGUAGAGGCUUCCUUAUUUCAAUUUCCCAGCGCACUUAGAAGGUUAUUUACGACGAUGCUGAUUUUUUGUGAACCAAGAAAUGUUUGCAAGUUAUGGGACGACCACUAUGAUUCUCUUUCUGAAGAUUAUAGGAAAUAA